Messenger RNA from Perognathus longimembris pacificus (Pacific pocket mouse), 2426 nucleotides. RefSeq names its product histidine rich calcium binding protein (gene Hrc). Lineage: Eukaryota; Metazoa; Chordata; Mammalia; Rodentia; Heteromyidae. Gene Ontology annotation, molecular function: calcium ion binding. The coding region runs from base 183 to 2327 and encodes 714 amino acids. The transcript has 6 exons. The record is from RefSeq and is a predicted model, not a curated record.
UCUGGGCUCCCGAAACAGCCUCAGUGGGGUGUCCAGGGCAGAGGAAGACAGAUAGACAGUCAGAGGCAGUGAAGGAGAGACGCGAAGCAAAAAGAGUCAGACCCCAAAGGAGACAAGGACCCCACGUUGAUCUCGUAGCAGCAGACGCCUCCCUGGGAGAAGUUCUGCUGUUCAACAUCCCCAUGGGCCACCCUGGGCCAUGGCUGUACACCUCUGUCCUCUGGGCUCUGGUGGCCAGCCUGCUCCUCCCUCCUGCCAUGACCCAGCAGCUGAGAGGGGCCGGGCUGGGCUUCGGCAACACCAACAACAAUGCAGGCGUCCCUGGGCCUUCGGAGGACAUGUCAGCCGAGUUUGGCCACCAUAUCCACAGGCACAGGGGCCAUGACAGUGAGGAGGAAGAGGAGGAUGUUGCCACAGAAAACAGACAUCCUUUCCAGAGCCACAGAGACCAUGAGGAGGAGGAGGAAGAUCUCUCCAGGGAAUAUGGCCACCAAAUGCCAGGCCACCGAUACCAAGGCCACCAAGUUGAAGAGGAAAAUGUGUCCCGGGAGGGCUCCACAGAGCAGGUCCGGCAGACCACUCAGCACAGAAGCCAAAGCAACGAAGAUGUGGAAGACUCCACAGAGCAUGGAAACCACUUUCCCAGCAGCCACAGGGGCCACGGCCACAACAACGAGGACGAGGAUGACAUCGUCUCCAGUGAGCACCACCGCCACAUCCCCAGGCAUGUCCGCCAAGGCCACAGAGGGGGAGAGGAUGAUGAAGAAGAGGAGGAGGAAGAAGGGGAGGAGGAGGAGGAGGUCUCCUCUGAGUACAAGCACCAGGCCCAUAGGCACCGAGGCCACAGGGAGGAUGAGGAUGAAGAGGAUGAGGAAGAAUCAGAGGAAGACCACCACCACAAUCCUAGUGAUGGACACCAAGGCCAUGAAGAGGGUGGACACCACGGGACCCAUGGCCAUCAAGGCCACAGGAAAGAAGAAGAGGAGGACAUCUCAGAAGAACGCCAACACCAUGUCCAUGGACAUCAGGGCCAUGAAAAUGAUGGUGAUGAUGAUGACGACUCUACUGAGAAUGGACAUGAGACCCAUGGGCACCAGGGUCAUGUAAAUGAUGGUAAUAAUGAUGAUGAUGGUGAUGAUGAUGAAGAAGAAGAGGACUCUACUGAGAAAGGACACCAGGCCCACAGGCAUCAAGGCCACAAAAAUGAUGAUGAUGAUGAUGAUGAUGAUGAUGAUGAUGAUGAUGAUGAAAAUGAAGAGGACUCUAUUGAGAAUGGACACCAGGCCCACAGGCAUCGAGGCCACAAAGAUGAUGAAGACAUUUCGGAUGAGCACCACCAUCAUGUCCCUGACCAUGGGCCCCAAGGCCACAGAGAUGAUGAAGAUGAUGAUGAUGAUAUGUCCACUGAACACUGGCACCAGGCCCCCAGACAUACCCAUCAUGGCCUCCAGAAUGAGAAAGAAGAGGAAGAGAAAGAGGUUACAUUCAAGUUGAGCCACCAUGUUGCAGGAAGUGAAGAGGAGGAAGACAUCCCAGGGGAGUACAAAACAGAAGUCCCUGGCCACCACCACCACAGUGCCCCCAGGGACCAAGAUGAGGAUAUCUCUGCUGAGCUUGGUCCCCAGGCCCCCAGCCAUAGGCAACAAGACCACCAAGGUGAACACACUAGGGCUGGGGACAGAAGCGGCUUGAGAGAUGUUGAUUUUGGAGAGGAAGAUGGGAAGGAGGAAGACCGCGGCUCUCAGGAGGAAGGCGACGAAAGUGUAGAGCAGUCUGAAGGAGUCCACCAUGGAAGCCUGGGCCAGGAUGAUGAGGAAGAUGAGGAGGAAGGUCAUGGUCUCCACAUGAGCCAGGAAGAAGAUGAAAAUGAAGAUGAGGAAGAAGAGAGGGCUGAGGUUAGGGCUCCAUUGAGCCAAUAUCACCGGAAAGAGGAAGAGGAAGAAGAGGAGGAGGGCCUGGAUGAAGAUGAGCUCCCUUUUACCAUCAUCCCUAACCCCCUGGUAGGGAGGGAGGUGACUGGAGGCGGCUCCAGCGAGGAGGAGAGUGGGGAGGAUACAGGUCCACAGGACAUGCAGGACUAUGGGAACUAUCAACCAGGGUCCCUCUGUGGCUACUGCUCCUUCUGCAAUCGAUGCACUGAAUGUGAGAACUGUCACUGUGACGAGGAGAACAUGGGUGAACACUGUGACCAGUGCCAGCACUGCCAAUUCUGCUACCUCUGCCCGCUGGUCUGCGAAACGGUCUGCACUCCGGGAAGCUACGUGGACUAUUUCUCCUCCUCUUUGUAUCAAGUCCUAGCAGACAUGCUGGAAACGCCUGAACACUGACCUCGCCGCGGCUGUGGUGUGUUCCAGCCCGCCUGCCCUCCAGCCCUUUGGCACCAGCCGUCUUUAUUUCUCUGAAUAAAUUUUUGCCUCGAAACCUCA